Hibiscus syriacus is the source of this 828-nucleotide messenger RNA. RefSeq lists its product as uncharacterized. The transcript has 4 exons. The coding region runs from base 243 to 776 and encodes 177 amino acids. NCBI's taxonomy places the organism in Eukaryota, Viridiplantae, Streptophyta, Magnoliopsida, Malvales, Malvaceae. The record is from RefSeq and is a predicted model, not a curated record.
AAAGGGAGCCCAAAUUAGUAGUCUCUUUCCUUUUUGUCUACUUUUAUGAUAUGUGUAUCCCAAAGGCUCAGAAACUCCAUAUCUUUCCCCCUGCAGAUUCCCCUCUUCAAAGUAAUUUCUGAACCAGAAUUUAUCUCUUCUGUAGCUUUCUUCACAAUCCCUACAUUUUCUUUUCUCUCAUUCACUUUCAAAUUCCAACCCUUUUCUUCUGAGUAGCAACUGCCGACACUAACAACCCCACGAUGGAUGAUUAUGGUAAAAGAAGUAGGCAGAUACCGGCAUUUGGAGACUGGGAUUAUGCAAAUGAUCUGCCUAUAACCCAGUACUUCGAAUGUGCUAGACAAGCAGGUUUGAUUCGUUUCAGCUCUUCAUCUGGUGAAUCUAAUACUUGUGUGCGUGACUUGUAUGAAGUUGAUUCGAGGAAACAUUCUCGUGAUCUUGCUUCUUCUAGGAAGGUGAGUAGGGUAAGGGAGAAGGGAGGGCCGCAUGUUAAGGAGCUAAAGAAGGGAGGGAGAGUCCGUGACGUGACGGAACCGCGGAGGAAAUAUCCCCACCACCACCAUGUGUCGUUGUCAAAUAAUAAUUACAGUACGACAAGAGAUAGUAAGCAACUCAAAUACGACGACGUUGCUACCAAUCCCAAGAGAGUUCUUGUCCGACAACCUAAGCCUGUUGACGAAGAUCUUUACAAGAUACCCCCUGAGCUCCUCGACUCUUCCAAGCGAAAGAAGAGGCCAGGAUUCUUUUCGUGCUUGGUUCCAGCUUGUGCAACUUGAAGCUCUCAUCGUUUUGUGCAUGAAAAUGAAGAAUUUAAUGUUUAUAUAGAAA